Molecule: messenger RNA, 846 nt
Organism: Aspergillus calidoustus
Lineage: Eukaryota; Fungi; Ascomycota; Eurotiomycetes; Eurotiales; Aspergillaceae
Source: the annotation of a GenBank genome assembly
AUGUACCAGAUCCCAAUACAUCAACGGCAGGCUACCGCCGGUGUGCCAUCGGGAUUUGAGAGACUUCUUCACCAUUCACCAAAUCCCUCUCCUCCUCCACAGCCGCGAGCAGCAAGCUCCUUCCGUCACCGUCUUCAUAUUAGACAGCAACCGAUAGCAGCGCGUGCUUGCGGUGCUGGUGAUAGAGAUAGACGACCUGUGGACCCGCCUCCAAUAAUUCAGCUGCUUUUAACGGACUUUGACCCGAAAUCAGAGGAGGAUAGGGGCAAGCUUCAAGAUCCGCGGCUCACAGUUGGGUGUCUCCUCUACCCUGUGCACGAAUCCCGCUGGCGUGGCUCGGCAGAUAUGGGCUUGGACGACAGCAAAGCUCCCGGCCAAUCGACCCCAUUAUUAUCAGGAAAAGCUUUCGUUUCGCCCUUUCACGUCGACGAGGAGCCUGAUCCGGAUACCGCUCCGAUACACCCCUCAAGCGACGAUCGCAAGGCUACUAUAGCAGCAAUUGCGCAUAAAACGCAGGGACCAGCUUCUUCAAGGGCCCCAGCAUGCUUUUUCAUUUUCUCAGACCUCUCCGUUCGAACGGCCGGGAUUUACCGUCUACAAUUCCGACUUAUGGAUUGGGGCAUGGUAGAAGACACGGGACAGGUAUUUCCUGUCCUUGCCGAAGCAUGGUCUGACCCUUUUCGUGUCUAUCCGGCCAAAGACUUCCCAGGAAUGCUUGAUUCAUCAAUUCUUUCAGUGAGACUAAAGGAGCUCGGAUUUGUGGAGCUCAAAACAAGAGGCAAAGGUAUCGGGAAGGGGCGAAGGGUGGGAAAGAACGACUCAAAAAGUCAACAGGAGGACGACUGA